This is a messenger RNA of Rubroshorea leprosula, 1436 nucleotides long. The record is from the annotation of a GenBank genome assembly. Lineage: Eukaryota; Viridiplantae; Streptophyta; Magnoliopsida; Malvales; Dipterocarpaceae.
CUAUCACUUUUUGUUGUUAUUACUAUUGCAUUGGCUCCGACGAGGGCUGUGGAAGGAGAGUAGUUGAUCGGGGUAGGGAGCUAUGACAUGACAGGGCCAGCUGCCGGGGUGAACAUGAUGGGCUACGCCAACAUGGAUCAGAUAUCGGCCGGCAUCCAUUUCUGGUUAAGAGCUAGAAAUUUCAUCGUGGCUGAGAGUUCUCGAGGUCCCAGGUUUGCCUUCGUCAAUCUUGACGCAGGAAUGGCUUCACAGCUAGUCACCAUUAAAGUUCUAAAAAGACUCAAGUUAAGGUAUCCAAAUGAAGUGCUGAGCACAAAGAUUAUUGGGGAGAGGCAAUUUCAGAAGACUGUUGAACCAUUUAGUUCUGCCACUAACCAAUUAACGGGAAGAAUUGAUUAUCGCCAGGUGUAUCUGAACUCCACUAACAUUGAGGUGGAAUUAGAUGGGAACACCGUGGUCAAGACUUGUCCGGUGGCUCUAGGGGUUUUUCUGCCGGAACUACAUAUGGACAUGGGGUCUUUGGGUUUCAACAAGGUGAUACAAAGUUUAAUGAGUUCUGGAAAAAAAGUGAGGGAUUUGUUGAAGGAGCCAAGCCAGUAUCAGGUGGACUGCCAAAAACCCAAGGCAGUCUUGCUUGACACUGAAGAAAUGUUUGAACCCUAUGCUUGGGCGCUAUUCUUCCAAUUCAAAUAUUUGAGAUUGGGGAAGCUUAUCAUACUAUCUGUACCAGGAAGUAGUUUCUCUUUUAUGAUAAAUGCAGAGUUCACAACAAGGACUGGUCGGAGACUGAGGGAAGCAGUAAAGGAGACAUUGAUAAGUACUGGAAAUGGAGAAUUCGAUGAUGAAACUCACGUAAUAAUAGCAGGGCUGACGAACACUUAUUCCCAAUAUGUUGCAACUUUUGAAGAGUAUGUGCAGCAAAGACACGAGGCUGCAUCCACACUCUAUGAUCCUCAUACAUUAUCAGCUUAUAUCCAAGAAUUGAAGAAACUGGCAGAAGCAAUGGCUAAAGGAAAAAUGACACUUAAGACACUAGACCUUUCCUCUGUCCAACUCAGCCUCCUGCCUGACCCUUCUGAAGGCACUUUUGCAGUAGUAGAGAUGUUUCAAGGGGAAUGGGGGAUUCCAGUUUAUGAUGAUGAUGAUUUCUCCUUGAAAUUCAAGUGGAAGGUGGAUAAUGUUACUUUCUAUGGCUUGGCAACCCUCGAAUGGGAAGUGCUGGAGGAGGCUAGCCCUGCGGUCUAUAGGUUCAGGCACUUUGGCUCAUCUAUGAAAACAAAGGAUUCUCCAACAAGUACUUUACUGGUGCAUCUAGUGCAUUUAAUGCAUCAUAGAGGCAAUAAGUGUUAAUCAUAUCUUGUUGUAGUGCAAGACGAAGGGAAGAUGUCAGAUGUUUGCACUGAAAUAAGGUUUCUGAAUAAAUGCAUGCAUCAGUG